CCGCCAUUUAUAAUUAUUAGAUAUUACAAUAAAUAAUAUGAUUUUGUUCAUUAUAUAUUUAAUGGUACUAUUUAAAAGGUAUGUGUUGACUAAUUACGGAAAUAUACGUUUGAAUAUAGGAAACAGCAAUGUGGUUGGCUGAUAUAUUAAUUUUGAAGAUCGUUAUAGCUACGUAACUAUGUACAAAUUUAUUGUUUAAAACAUUUGAAAUUCUAUUCAUCAAACAUCAAAGCCAGAAUGGCUGCAAGAUCCGACAAAAUUUUCCGUGAAAUUCUAUUCAAACAUUACAGAUACAAUUCAAAAAUAGUAUCACCCAUUUUCUCCAAUGUAACUAGAACAUUUACACAAAAUGUAACUAAGAAAAAAGUAACUUUAUUGAAAUUAACUAAAAAUCUGUUAGAAAAAGAAUUUGUCAACAGUAAUUUGCAGCCUGCACUGUUGCCGGCGUUCUCUACAUAUCAAAAGAUAAUUGAAAUUAAAAAACCGUCAUUUCAACAAACUAAUACCAACGAUGUAUUUCCAAGAAAAAAGUUCUCAGAUUACCUCUUCAGCAAUUUAGUUCAAACAGACGGGCUAACGGCACAAGCUCGACAUUUCUCCACGUUGCAGUCUUCCACUAGACAUUAUUCCAAUAAAAAAUGGGGAAAUCAGAUGGAUGCAGAAAAUUGUCCUCCUGCCAAAAAAAGUUGCAAAGCUUGUCCCAAAUGGCAACUACAUAAUUGUCCCCCUCAAGCUGAUAAUUUGGAUUGUGCAAAACCGUAUACUGAUCCAUGUUGUAAAAAGAAGUUGGCGCCGUAUCCAAGUUACAGCGAAUUAUGCGCAGAGAGGUUAGAGGACGAUCCAUCGGAAUGUAUGCAAUGUCCUUGGAGCAAGUGCGGUGGAGUCGACAAUUUGAAAUAUCCCAAGAGAAGAUACCACACCGGUACCCGCGCAGCUUUCUAUCGUUUCCCAACCACCGUCGACGUACCUUUAUUGAAUAUCACACAGAAUUUGGUACCUAUUAAUUGUGACGCCAAAAAGCCACCUUGUAAACGUCCUCCGGGUAAAUGUGACAGAAUCCAAAAGACGGAACCGUGCCCGGAACCGCAAAAAGGACCGUGUCCACCUCCGUUUGAAAGGAAAAAGUGCGACAAAGAAAAAAAGGCGAAAGAUCGAUGGGUGGACGUUUACCGCAUGUGGGCCGACAAGAACAACGUCGUACCCGAAGAUUGGAGCGUAAUUAUCCCAGUGGAAGAACAAACUCCCGCCGCAGCAAUCCAGACGAAGAAAGAAGACAUUUGCAAUGAAGACAGGAUAACGCCAGAUAACAGCUGCUGUCUCAAAUUGCCAUUCGACAAAAAACAGAUGGACUACGAAAGCAUUAGGCACAAACAGUGCCACAAACCCAACUGUAGGAGGAAGAAACGUAAAAUGGUACCGGACGGUUGCGACGGCUCGUGUAACAAGAAAUGCGCAAGUCCGAUUAAUGCGACUCUGUCUAACGUGAGUUACGAAUGUAGUAAAAAAAAGGAUAGGUGUACAAGAGGCGAUUGCUAUCGACCGAAAUGUCCCGAUACCGAUUUGAAGAUCGAUAACGGAAUGGAAUUGGCUAAAGAACAUGACAAAGGCCAUCCACCUCCGUGUCCUAAUUGGAGAAAACCUAGUAAACAAUGUCCCAAACCUGAAAAAUGUAAAAGGCCCUACAGACAAGAACACGAUUUACACGAACCCUUUUACAGGAGACAGAAAAGACCUUGGCCAGAAAUUGAUACAGGACAUGGGGAAAGAAAACCAGAUUUAUACUCGUAAUUUAAUGCCUCUUAUUACUUUCACAAAUUAAACGAAAAUAUUUAAUGUAAUCAUAUUAACAAAUUUGGUUUUCCCUGUAUACAAAAAUAAA
This is a messenger RNA of Diorhabda carinulata, 1879 nucleotides long. RefSeq lists its product as uncharacterized. Lineage: Eukaryota; Metazoa; Arthropoda; Insecta; Coleoptera; Chrysomelidae. The transcript has 8 exons. Gene Ontology annotation, molecular function: metal ion binding. The record is from RefSeq and is a predicted model, not a curated record. The coding region runs from base 238 to 1788 and encodes 516 amino acids.